AGUAUACAGCAUUUUCAUCUAUAACUUGUGGUCAUCCAUCCUCAUUAUGGUCUAUGUGAGUCCGAAGGCGGUGAAGGCGGAUGCUUAGCGUUGCGGCAGAACUUUUUGGACUUCGAAAAAGUGAGCGGAGCACGGCCCGUAUCUCUCGCAGCCACCACGCGCAUACCCCACGCACCUGGAGGUCUGAAGAGCUGAAACUCCCGGAACAGCUUCAGAUUACCUCCGCGAUCGAUCACAGGCCCCACGAUCGACCCCACAACCCGAACAGACAAUACCCAGAGAAGAGGUGGGGAAGCCUGCGGAGCUGUCAAGAUGCCGAAGAAAGCCAUUGACUCCCGUAUCCCGGCUUUGAUCCGAAACGGCGCUCAGGAGAAGAAACGAAGCUUCUUCGUAGUCGUCGGUGACCGCCAGAAAGAUGUCAUUGUCAACCUGUACCAUAUCCUGCUGAAUGUCGACGUCAAGCUGAACAAGUCGGUGCUCUGGGCAUACAAGAACAAGCUGCUUGGGUUCUCGAGUCACCGCAAGAAACGCGAGAAGAAGAUCAAGAGCGAGAUCAAGCGCGGCAUCCGCGACAUCGACACCGAAGACCCAUUCGAGCUGUUCGUCUCGACACAGAACAUCCGCUAUGUCUACUACAAGGAGACGGAGAAGAUCCUGGGUAACACAUACGGCAUGUGUAUCCUGCAGGACUUCGAGGCGCUCACACCGAACCUGCUGGCGCGCACAAUCGAGACAGUCGAGGGAGGCGGACUCGUGAUUCUGCUGCUGAAAGGCAUGAACAGCUUGAAGCAGCUCUACACAAUGUCCAUGGACAUCCACUCGCGGUACCGGACCGAAGCGCACAGCGAUGUCGUCGCCCGAUUCAACGAACGAUUCCUGCUGUCCCUCGGGAAAUGCGACAGCUGCUUGGUGGUGGACGACGAGCUCAACGUGCUGCCCAUCUCCGGCGGGAAGCACGUUAAGCAGCUGGCGCCACCAGACCCAGAGCUUGAGGGCAAGACACCGAAGGCGAAAGAGUUGGAGGAGAUCAAAGAAUCGCUGGCAGACACCCCUCCCGUGGGCGAUCUCGUGAAGCUGGCGAAGACUGUCGACCAGGCGAAGGCGCUCCUCACAUUCGUGGAUGCGAUCGCAGAGAAGACGCUGCAGAGCACCGUGACUUUGACAGCCGCGCGUGGUCGCGGAAAGUCUGCGGCGCUGGGUGUGGCGAUUGCGGCGGCGAUUGCACACGGCUACAGCAACAUCUUCAUCACCUCGCCCAGCCCGGAGAACCUGAAGACACUGUUCGAGUUUGUGUUCAAGGGCUUCGACGCUCUCGGAUACAUGGAACACCAGGACUACAACAUUCUGCAGUCGACCAAUGCGGACUUCAACAAGGCGAUUGUCCGAGUCAACGUGCACCGACAGCACAGGCAGACGAUUCAGUACAUCCAGCCGCAGGACGCGAACCAGCUGGGUCAGGCUGAGCUGUUGGUUAUUGAUGAGGCGGCUGCUAUUCCUCUGCCGCUCGUGCGCAAGCUGAUGGGCCCCUACCUGGUGUUCAUGGCCUCGACUAUCAACGGUUAUGAGGGUACUGGACGUUCUCUUUCCCUGAAACUCAUCAACCAGCUUCGUGAGCAGUCGAGAGGGCGAAAGAGCGACAGCUCAUCUACUGUGGUCGACAGGGCUACAGGAAAGGAGAGCAAGGACGGGACAGAGCCUUCGAUGGCCGGCCGCUCACUGCGCGAAAUCACACUGUCAGAGCCUAUUCGAUACGCCCAAGGCGACUCGGUCGAACGAUGGAUGAACGACCUCCUCUGCUUGGAUGCUACCCUGCCACGCUCGAAGCUGGGAACCCAGGGCUGCCCGCACCCCGACGAGUGCCAGCUGCUGCACGUCAACCGCGACACGCUCUUUUCCUACAACCCCGCCGCGGAGAAGUUCCUGCAGAAGAUGAUGGCGCUCUACGUCGCGAGUCACUACAAGAACACACCCAACGAUCUCCAGCUCAUGUCCGAUGCGCCCGCCCACCAGCUGUUUGUGCUCACCGCCCCGGCCGAGGACAACAAACUCCCCGAGCCCCUGUGCGUCAUCCAGGUGGCUCUCGAAGGCCAGAUCAGUAGAGAGAGCGUUCUCAGCAGUCUAAGCCGUGGACAAAGAGCGGGUGGUGACCUCAUCCCGUGGAUCGUGUCGCAGCAAUUCCAAGACGAGACCUUUGCCUCGUUGUCCGGCGCACGCGUUGUGCGUAUUGCGACCAACCCUGACUACGUCAACAUGGGCUACGGAUCGCGCGCGUUGUCGCUGCUCGUGGACUUCUACGACGGCAAGCUCGCGUCUCUGUCCGAGUCGGCGCCGGCUGAGAUCGAGACGAUGAAGCGCGUCACAGAAGAGGAUCUCGAAUCUGCCACCCUCCAGACAGACAGCAUCAAGGUCCGCGAAGCGUCUGAGAUGCCGCCUCUGUUCGCGCGCUUGUCUGAGCUCGCAUCGCCCAAGCUCGACUAUGUAGGCGUCAGCUACGGGCUGACAAGCCAGCUGCACAAGUUCUGGAAGCGCCAGUCUUUCGUCCCUGUGUACCUGCGACAGACACCGAACGAUCUGACCGGCGAGCACACAUGUAUCAUGCUGCGCUCGUUGGAGACAACGUCGUCUGACGGGUCGUGGGUUGCUGCAUUUGCAAAGGACUUCCAGAAGCGUUUCCUCUCCCUCCUCUCCUACCACUUCCGCACAUUCCCAUCUAUGACAUCACUCUCCAUUGAGGAGUCCGCAUCUCAAGGCGCAGACCUCGACGCGGAGCUCCAAGCCACGCCCAUCACAAAGGCUGAGCUGGAUGCGCUGUUCAGUCCGUUUGACUUGAAGAGACUGGAGUCGUACGCAAACAACAUGCUCGACUACCACGUCAUCCUCGACAUGCUGCCCGCGAUCGCCACACUGUACUUCACCGGGCGUCUCAAGUCGCAUCUCAAGAUGACCGGUGUCCAGACGGCGCUGCUCCUCUCCGUCGGCCUGCAGCGCAAGGAGUUCAGCGAGGUAGAGAAGGAGCUCAACCUCUCCUCCUCGCAGCUGAUGGCCAUGUUCGUCAAGAUCAUCCGCAAAGUGGCGACAGCCUUCCGCGGGAUCCUCGAGGGUGCGGUGCGCGAGGAGAUGCCCGAGGCCAUGGACCUCGAAGACUCAGGCGCGCACAGCGGGGCCCCGGCCGACCCCCGCUUCCAGCCGCUCGAGAAGGAUCUGCAGGAGGAGCUGCAGGAGGGCGGCGACGCGUUCCUCGCGGACCAAGAAGAGCGCGAGCGCGCCAAAGCGCUCAUCGACGCGCUGCCGCUGCACAAGUACGAGAUCGGCGCCGCAGCAGACGACUGGACAGAAGCCGAGCGCUCGGUCGCGAAAGCAGCCAAGGGCGGCCGCGUGGAUACGCUCACGGUGGCAGUCAAGACGGGCGAGAAGAAGAGGAAGGCCGGCGAGGCGGUGGCGGAGGCAUACAAGGAGGCGGAGAAGAGCAAAGAGAAGAGCGAAAAGAAGCACAAGAAAGCCAAGCAGAGCAGGAAGUAAGUGCAGGAAGUAGGUGUGCAGGAGACAAGUAGGGCAGGAAAUAGGUCGGUUGCAGGAGAAGGGACAUGUGGCGGCGAUGAAAAGAUGCAUGGCAGGUGUUGGCGGCGUUUGAUAUCCCCGCGACAGAGCGGGUUUGUGUUGUAUGUAGUCAGCAUGGCUCACGUUAUUUCUGUGUAUACGCGAGUGCGGAGAAAAGUGAGGCAAGCCAAUGGGCGUUUCUACACA
Molecule: messenger RNA, 3744 nt
Organism: Boeremia exigua
Lineage: Eukaryota; Fungi; Ascomycota; Dothideomycetes; Pleosporales; Didymellaceae
Product: N-acetyltransferase-like protein
Exons: 4
Coding region: 313-3519 (1068 amino acids)
Biological process (GO): rRNA acetylation involved in maturation of SSU-rRNA
Cellular component (GO): nucleolus; 90S preribosome
Molecular function (GO): tRNA binding; 18S rRNA cytidine N-acetyltransferase activity; ATP binding
Source: RefSeq, a predicted model, not a curated record